This is a messenger RNA of Cladophialophora carrionii CBS 160.54, 1842 nucleotides long. RefSeq lists its product as uncharacterized. NCBI's taxonomy places the organism in Eukaryota, Fungi, Ascomycota, Eurotiomycetes, Chaetothyriales, Herpotrichiellaceae. The coding region runs from base 1 to 1842 and encodes 613 amino acids. The record is from RefSeq and is a predicted model, not a curated record. The transcript has a single exon.
AUGGCGAGCUCUCCAUUGCAACCCGUGUCUCUUGUGCAGCUUGACCUUGACAUCGAAGCAAGUGCAUUCCAACAUUCCUCUCCGCUUUCUCUACGGCAAGAGCCACACUCGUCGUCCUCCCCACAUCCUACCGACGACGUCCUAGCUCACGACUAUAACUUCUCUGGCGCUAUUUACGAGGAAAACACAUCAGGCACCGAGACAGAAGGCCUACUGGAAGAUCAAGGUCGGCAGGAAGAGGAUGUUCUCAUCACAAAUGGACGCGUCUUUUCAGGUUGCUCAUCGAUCUCGUCUUUUCCCGCGUCCAUAUCACAACAUCUACCUCUCGAAGAUGAACAAUAUGACGGCCCACGAACACCCUCCAAACGCGACUCACUCGCAACGUCUACGCUAGGAAGCGCUGGGGAUCGCAAUCACCCAACAACAUCGCCCCGAGCCUUUCGAGAAUACCCCUCGCCGUUCCGCCAUCCUAGCAGCGUUCGAGCUUUACAGAUGAAGGACGAGAUCAUGAGUGAGACACAAAGUGUGUUGCGGCACUAUCGACGGACCGGCUCACAAAUGUCCUCUUACAGCCAGCGCAGCUCAUAUUCUACCCAUACGUCUCCUACGAAGCGACUGAGCCGUUCCCACCGCAGUUCGCCUUCAAAGGGUGGGAGCAAUCUCAAGAAGGAAUUUCCGCUCGUACUCCUACACUGCACGCUGUUGCCGCCAAACAUACGUGUCCAGCCAGGAUCGGUUGAGGAUUCGUUGAUCCUUGACUCACUGCCAGAAGACUAUAAGUCGCGCUGGGUAGCUCUGCGGAAUAAACUGGCAGACCCCGAGAUCAGCAGUCGAGGUGUUUUAAUACCUCACCCUCGCGAGGACCUGGCCCUCCUCGAAGAACGGCUUUUGGAGAGUUUGGAACUGGAGGCACCCCGCAUCAGACACAAUCAUUACUUCCAGUCCGACGGCAGCGUUGCCGAUAGUGGUUUCGAAAGCGCUAGCACCGAAGAUGAGUCUGAGCUGGACCCGUCAUGCGAGGCAUGUCCUGAUUGUGGGCGCCGGCUUCGUCCCGACGAAGUCAACCGCAAAUGGGAAGUCAAGGUGUUUGCCGCAAAUGGCCUGAUGCGCGCCGGGGCCUGGGCCGCCGCGUGGCAAGAGAUGGAAAAAGUCGAUGUGGAAAUCAAGGUCUGGCUGCCAGACGAGAUCCGGCAGGAGCUGGAAGCAAAGCUCGUGCUUCUGGCCGCUCCACAGUUCGAAACGACCGAGCUCACCUCCCAAGAGGGCCCUGCGGAGCCUGAGAUCAACAGCCUAAGCGAAGAAGAUACGAAAGGCCAGUCUAGAAGAUCGGAAGCUCAGGGAAAUGCGCGCGCAAUGGAAGAAGGACCUAUUAAUGGGACAGAGCCAUUAACCUCAAGCCUUUCGCCAGUCACAAACGAACGGAAUGUGUGGACGCAACUGGGUAGUCAUGCCAGAGAGUUGACAAGGGAUUGGAGAAACGUUCUAGUUGGUGUUCUGAGCUUCUUAGUGUUGUUCUUCGCACUGGCACGCCCAGAACAACCCCGUCAAGGAAGUUCGGGCCCGACACUGGUAUUCGAGACCGCUGAUACACCCAAAGUCCUUACAACCACAAUCACGGCAACCAGCGUCGCUGUGACCACCGCACUUGUCACAGUCUCUGAUCUCAGCGCAACUCCUGCCGCUUGUUCGCAGCCAGAGCCUUCGGAGACAAUGGAGUUGUUAUCCGCCGAAGAUAUUUUCGAGCAACCCUUGGAAACCAAGAUUGGUACUCUCCCACAACCCAUCCUAGAAGACUCGACUAGCUCAACAGCGCCUCAGUCCGAAAUAGUGGCCGCUGAAUGA